AGCAUUCAAGAAGGAAUCCAAAUCCGAAAGCCUGCUUCAAGUAGCAAUCUGAAUUUCCAAUUAUUGAGAUGGAAAUCAUCCAUCAACAAUCAGAAACAACAAUAUUGUUGGAUCAAGAGGAAAUCUUAAUGCAAAAAAAGUUGGAGUCAUCGUCUUCUGCUUCCUCUGAUAAGUGUUGCAUCUAUAAGAUUCCUGAAUUUAUUCUAAAGGGAAACGAAAAACAUUACAAACCAUCAGUUGUGUCAAUUGGUCCAGCCUACUACAAAGAUCAGUCUCUAGAAACCAUGCAACACAUAAAAUGGAUAUACUUGAAACACUUCCUAAUACAUUCCCAAAAUGUUAAUAAAAAUCGCGGUUUGAAGGAUUUCAUCAACUAUGUAAAAGGUUCUAACGGGAAAAUCUGUGGCCAGUACCAAGAACAAAUAAUUUUCCCUAAUGAAUGUAAUGAUUUCGUGGAAAUGGUGGUGCUCGAUGCUGCAUUCCUGGUCUAUUUGUUCUUAAACAAUUGGUGUCCGAAUAAAUGGCCUAUACCAAUAAACCAACCCGGACUAAUGCCUUACAUAAAUAAGGAUUUAUAUCUUCUGGAAAAUCAGCUUCCUUUUUUUGUUCUCCAAGAUUUCUUUGACUUAGCAUUUGGUAAUGUUUUCCAACCUUUUAUUAAUUUUACUCUUGCUUACAUACAUAAUCACACAAAUUUCCCCGGAGUUAAGGCUAUUCAUCAUUGUAUGCAUACGAAUAAAAUAGAUGCAUCAACCAUCAACCAUUUGUUAGACCUAAUGAGGACAUGCUGCUGCUUACCUUGUAAUCUACUGCCACGAAACCAAUUAAAUCUUCCCAAGGACACCUUUCCUAGCACCGCCAAAAGACUGUUUGAUGCCGGAGUUAAGUUUGAGGUACAAGACAGUAGUGACAGUCCAUUGAACAUCACAUUUGAGAAGGGGAAGUUAAAGAUUCCGAAGUUAGUGUUAGACGAUUUCACCGAACCUUAUUUGCGGAGCAUCCUAUUUUUCGAACAAUGUCAUUAUUCCAAAAACUCAUACAUCAUUGACUAUAUCUUUUUCCUUGAUGAGUUGAUAGACACUGUAGAAGACGUUCAAGUACUUGAUCGCAGUGAAAUCAUCCAGAAUGAUCUUGGGAGUGAUGAAGACGCAAUAAAAUUCAUCAACAAAAUCACUGCAAAUGUAAAUUUAGAAUGCAAAUUUUAUUACUCAGGUAUUAGCAGAGAUUUGAAUGAGUACGCUAAGACCCAUUGGAAUCGAUGGUUGGCGAUUUUGAGGAGAAAUUACUUUAAUCACCCCUGGGCAAGUUAUAUCUGUGAUCGCUGCAAUCGUACUUUUUGUUCUUAGAAAUGUAAGUCCUAGCUUAUUCUCUAAAAGUGUUGUACUAUACUACUGUAUGAUACAUGUUUUUUUUUUUUGGUGUUUAGAGAGCCACAAGGGCAGGGAUGAGAAUCGAUCCCUAAAUCUCCUGAAACCGGGAGGGAAGCUCUAACCACUUGAGCAUGUAAUUGUACUUCUAUUGUGUAUUGAUUAGUGUUAUGUGAUUGAUUCAAAAUAGUUGUGCCAAAUUAUUAGGAGUAGUAGUUACGUGUACUUGGUCAUGAAUAAAGGCUUUAGGAGUAUGUUAUUAGUGGGUCAAUAAAUUUGUUUAUUAGUCAACUGCAUGUUUAUUAUAGUUGAGAAAUAUUAGGAGAUAGUGGGUUUGUUUCUUUUAAGCAUAUUUUGUUAGUGGAGUCAUGCUCCUAUUAUUAAUAAGUUAUUAGUAAUAUAAGUAUUUGUUAGAACUUGUCAAUGCUUUAAUAGCUGUAAUGAUGAGCUUGUGGCCUGAACUUUUUGAA
This is a messenger RNA of Chenopodium quinoa (quinoa), 1837 nucleotides long. RefSeq names its product UPF0481 protein At3g47200-like. The record is from RefSeq and is a predicted model, not a curated record. NCBI's taxonomy places the organism in Eukaryota, Viridiplantae, Streptophyta, Magnoliopsida, Caryophyllales, Amaranthaceae. The transcript has 2 exons. Bases 69 to 1346 code for a protein of 425 amino acids.